This is a messenger RNA of Oreochromis aureus, 1423 nucleotides long. RefSeq names its product RNA binding motif protein X-linked 2 (gene rbmx2). Bases 80 to 994 code for a protein of 304 amino acids. Lineage: Eukaryota; Metazoa; Chordata; Actinopteri; Cichliformes; Cichlidae. Gene Ontology annotation, cellular component: catalytic step 2 spliceosome; precatalytic spliceosome; U2 snRNP. Gene Ontology annotation, biological process: mRNA splicing, via spliceosome. The transcript is spliced from 6 exons. Gene Ontology annotation, molecular function: RNA binding. The record is from RefSeq and is a predicted model, not a curated record.
AAUUCAAACGGAAGUUGUUCCUGUCAGUGAGAUUAGCCAUUUUCAGCACAACGUUAAUUUACAAACCGUGUUGUUGGUCAUGAAUCCUCUAACGAAGGUAAAGCUGAUAAAUGAGCUGAAUGAGCGCGAAGCCAGCCUCGGGGUCAACGAGUCUGUUUCCUGGCAUAGCGAGUACAAAGACAGCGCCUGGAUCUUUGUUGGAGGGUUUCCAUACGAGCUGACUGAAGGAGACCUGAUCUGUGUCUUCUCUCAGUAUGGAGAAAUCGUCAACAUCAACCUGGUGCGUGACAAGAAAACUGGAAAGUCCAAAGGUUUCUGUUUUAUCUGCUAUGAGGACCAGAGGAGCACCAUCUUGGCUGUGGACAACUUCAAUGGCAUUAAGAUCAAAGGUCGGACGAUUCGCGUUGACCACGUCAAAGACUACCGACCCCCCAAAGAUGGCGAGGACAUCGACGACGUGACCAAGCAUCUGAGGGAGGAGGGCUGUGCUCCCAAAGUCGCCGAGUCCUCCCCCUCCUCUGAGGAUGACGAGCAGUACGCCGUACCUGUGAAGAAGCCCAAGAAAGACAAGAAAGAGAAGAAGAAAAAGAAGAAAGAGAAGAAAAAGGAGAGGAAGAGCAAGGCAUCUUCUUCAUCACCACCUCCUGUUUCAAUUAGAGUCAAAGAGGAGAAAGAGGACGCCGGCUAUGACAAAUACAACCAGAGAGGGCCGCCACCAAAGCCGGGAGGACAGCCCAAUGGACAGGCAACGAGACACAACGAGAGACUGAGAGGGGAGGAAGAGGAGGAGAGGAGGAGGAGAGACGCAGACCGGCAGAGAGAGGAAGAAAGGAGGUGGAGUCACGAGAGGGAGAAUGACAGAAGCAGAGAUAAUGAUAGAAGAAGAGAGACGGAAAGAGACAGAAGAAGAGCCGAUGAUAGAAGAAGAGAGACAGAUCGGGACAGAGAUGACAGGCGAAGGGAGAGAGACAGAGACCACGACAGGAGGAGAUAGACAGGACGGACAGAGUGCAGCAGCAGAAGGACAGACACACUGGACAGAGUAAAAACAUGGCUAAAUACUGGAAGAAAAUCACAGCUGAAAUCAGCACAAAUUAAUAUAUUUUAGUCCAGCUCCAUUCUUAGAUAUUAAUUUGGUAUUUCUUUUCAUUUCAGCUUUUAUUUUUAUGCAUUAUUCCAGCAUUAUUUAUGAAUAAAAAUCCUUCUGUAUCCUGUGUAAGCUGUGGAAACAUUCAGACCAGCACUGGUGUCACUGGUGUCCCCCUGUCACUGCUGGGCUCAUUGCACCACACUGAGUCCUCCUUAAGUUCAGGUUUUGUUUAAACUUUAAGUGAAAAAAUUGAAGUGCACACGUCUGUCUGACAAAACGUCGAUGUUUGUUUUACUGGAAUGAGUUUUAUAAUGAAUAAAUAUUUCUAGUUUU